AUGUCGGAGAAUGAACAACGGUUAGUGACGACACUGACCAGGCCCAGUUGUGUCAGCCCGUCUGACACGGAUGCAUCGGCAACAUCUGCCUCUGGCCAAGGCCCUCAAACUGCCAAGCCCGGGAGGCGACGGCGCGUCGCUGAAUCGAUAAACAAACCCCCCAAGAACCAACACUUCUACUUUGUUGAUCAGAACUCGUCAUCCAAAGAAAAACGCGCUCAUGUUAUGCGCCACCAUGUACAGGAAAAAAGGAAACAGCGCAAAAUGUCACAUGUGAUACCCCCCGCAGAGCACAUUCCAGAUUAUAGCUCGUAUCCGGCAAAGAAAGAGGCAGGAGCUGUCGAACAGAGUCGACUGGAAUCGGCCCCGAUAGCUGCGCCAAACUUCCCCAGCAGGGAAACUUCGGUAUGGAAAUCACUUUCCUCUAGUCAAAUAUUCACGCCACAGCCAAGGCUGGACUAUCUAGGUCUUCAAUUCAGUUUCUCAAAUACGAAAGCACAACCUCAUACCCCCGUGCUAACACAAAUUGGCUCGCCAAUCACGAUACUCGAUGCUUCGCGAAGGGAUCCGUUCGCCAGUCUCCCAAUGGAAUACGACAACAUGGAUAUUGAAUUGGCUGACUAUUGGAGGAACAAGUUGACAUACUGGUCCGGACAGAACCUCCACGUGAAAAACCAGAUUUUCCGUACGGCUAUGGGACACCCUCUUUCAUUCAAGGCAGUAGUCCUGUCAUACUGCGCGCGGUGGAAGGCACAACUGUACGACAUGUCCGACAGCAUCGAAAUUCAGCGCCAUGUUGUGCAAGCUGCGAAACUCAUCGAUGACGCUACGUCAGGCUCGGCGCUAGUAAAAGCGGAUGAUCUUGCAAUGGCCUUGAGUGGAAUGGCCUUGCACGAAGGGCGCUUCGGAAGCAAGAAAAUGGCCCAGAUAUAUGUCGACCGCGCGGUCCAGGUCAUGCGACCGCGAACAGGAACCAACAGGCCGGUGGAAGUAUUUUUCCACUACAUCCGAUACCUGAUGAUGCCCGAAGGCCCCCAGAUCAGUUUGACGGAGCAGCAAUGGCUGCUCACUUUUCUGCGCGGAGCCGAGGACCUCAUGCGGCAACACAGUUCCCCCGCAUAUCUGCUCCAAGCACCUCAUAGACACAAGGCUUUCCAGAUGGAAAGUCCUCUAUUUUCCCUGCUCUCCAGUGGACCGCGGCCCUCCCAAGUGCCGCAUGAGUCACGUGUAUAUGUGGUUCGCGGUGCGCAUACCCAAGAGGUCACCCGAACGGCGGCGCUCAUUUAUAUUACGGCCGCACUGUGGGAUUUCCAGGAGUCUCCAAGUAAGACCGACCGGUUCCUUCACCUUUUAUGUACCACGGUGAAACAGCACCAUCUCGAUCGGGAUCCAGCCUGCGAAACCCUUCUGUGGUUGCUGCUGGAGGAACCAUUCGAUUCCGAUUUACAAGACCCCGAACGUGGAUGGUCCACUGGCGAGCUGGUCCAGGCGCACAAACGGCUACGGCCUGACCUGCAAUUCCAGUUUAAUGAGAUUCUCAUGAGUUUCUUAUCUUUCCAGGUACCUAUCCGCGGGGUCACUGUAUUUGAAGAAGAGCUUCGACAUAGUUCACAUAGUUCUCAAUGA
This is a messenger RNA of Penicillium egyptiacum, 1626 nucleotides long. The record is from the annotation of a GenBank genome assembly. Lineage: Eukaryota; Fungi; Ascomycota; Eurotiomycetes; Eurotiales; Aspergillaceae.